Schistosoma spindalis is the source of this 513-nucleotide messenger RNA. NCBI's taxonomy places the organism in Eukaryota, Metazoa, Platyhelminthes, Trematoda, Strigeidida, Schistosomatidae. The record is from the annotation of a GenBank genome assembly.
AUGGUUGUAUUAUCUCAUAACACGACUUCUUAUCCACACAACUUCUCGUGUGAACUUGUUGUGUAUACAUCGAUUGAGAAUGCCAGAAUUAUGAUGAAAAUUGAGGAAUUUUACGUCCCCUCUAAGACUCCCAAUUGUGUUGAGAAUUACUCAUAUGUUUUCGAUUCUAAUGCAGCAAAGUCCAAGGUUAUGACAGAAGCUGGUGGAGAACGUGGUUUAUGUGGACCGAAUUAUCCAAAGUACCUUAUAUUUACGACAAAGUCCUACAUAUGUUUAGCUUUCCAUACUUCAUCUCAACGACCUCCCAUUUUACCUGGUGUGAAACCUGGAUUUCGAGUUAUUCUUACUGCAAUUCAAGAAACUCGAAAUAGUAGUUGUCCAUCAAGCAACUUUUAUUGCGGUGCAGUCCCUCGUUUUAUGGGGGCAAAUUCUAUGAUAACAUCAACUUCACUUAGCUCAGAUAACCGGUUGUAUGGACCAUUCUUAUCUCUUCCUCAAAAUAUCCGUAGUUGA